AAACAUGUCAGAGCUAUCAGUCUCACUGUAUAGUCGAGAGGAUUCAUACAUACCAUCACAACAACAUGUACGUUAAACUGUUUUUCGUCUGUGCCCUGGCUGCAGUAGCGCUUGCCCGCGAAUACCCUGCCGGCCUUUUCCCCGCAGUUUGCCCCAACUACCCCUUCUGUGAGCCCGGCAUUGUGGCCAAAUAUACCCCAGAAGGCAUGCCCAUACCAGAAUGGGUGUACAACCCGUCCAUCUUACCAGUUGCACCUGCUGACCCCAAUGUCGCCCCUGCUCGUGAAUACCCAGCAGACGUGGACCCAGCUUCCUGUCCCAACUACCCUUUCUGCUCAUGAAGAACCAACAACAACGGACCACUGAUUACCAGACCAUACUUAACGACGAAGAAGACAUUACAUAUAGUCCUGACAUUGACAGCUCAAAUUGUGCCAUAGUAGUUUAAACCAACGUUAUUUCCUGUAAAUGUUAAUGCUAUGCACUCAGUCUUUGUAAAUAAAAAUUCAAAGAUAUAAAAUAUAUGUUAACUAUUUUA
Messenger RNA from Leptidea sinapis, 538 nucleotides. It is a transcript of the gene CPH1, whose product is annotated as cuticle protein 1. Bases 66 to 341 code for a protein of 91 amino acids. NCBI's taxonomy places the organism in Eukaryota, Metazoa, Arthropoda, Insecta, Lepidoptera, Pieridae. The record is from RefSeq and is a predicted model, not a curated record. Gene Ontology annotation, molecular function: structural constituent of cuticle. The transcript has 3 exons.